AUGCGCGGCGGGACAGGCAAGGUGCAAAAAAAGUGGAGGGGACGUUGGAAUGGAGAUUUCUCAGUGGAGGUACGUAGCGAAUUGCGGGAGCUCGCGCACGGGCUCCCUGACGAUCCUCGCGUGACCGCGAAUCUCAGUUGUCCCCUGAGCACCAAGAUGGGACAGUGGGUUGACGAUGUCGAUGAAUCAACGGAUUAUCACACAAGGAGGAGAUGCUUGGACAUAUAA
Messenger RNA from Colletotrichum lupini, 228 nucleotides. RefSeq lists its product as uncharacterized. The transcript has a single exon. The record is from RefSeq and is a predicted model, not a curated record. Bases 1 to 228 code for a protein of 75 amino acids. Lineage: Eukaryota; Fungi; Ascomycota; Sordariomycetes; Glomerellales; Glomerellaceae.